UUGGCAUGUGAUAUUAAAAGCUAUACUUUUUCCAGGUUUAUAUGAAUAGUGAUAGACUAAGUUGAGACAAAUGCUAUUUGAAUAAUAAAUACCUAUGGUAUUGGAAAAGUUGUCAUGAAUCUGAUAGUGUUUCCAUUCCAGCACCAAUUUCCCAGUCUUCAAAGUGUGGCAGGGAGCUCAAUCCGUGACAAGAUGUUUGGGACAGUCAAAACAUUGCCCCAAGCGGAAUGCCGAGACCUGGGCAACCCAAUUCCUUUCAUGAGGGCCCCUCAUGAAUAUGAUGAAAAUGAUAUAAUGAUGAAGUGCAUCAUUUAAUAAGUAUGAGAAGCGAAACGAAUCAAUGCUGUGACAAGCUUUCAACUUCUGCCCCAGAUUUCCUUGCUUCUGCCCCAAAAUUCCUCAAACCUGCCACAACCUGUGGUGUGUGCCCUGACAACAUAUUGUCAAGACCUGCCACGUUUUGCAGACUGGCCCAUUUCUGUAUGCCUACCUUCCAGGUGAAGAUGCCUGGUGAGCGAGGGAGAGGACAAGGACGGGUGAGGAGAGGAGGUGGUCGAGGGGCAAGAAGAAUUCUCAACUUUUCACCCACCGCCCAGCCCGAGCCCCAAAGGUGUACCAGUGGAAGCUCCUGCACCACGUGCACCGUCGUCACAGAGGAGAUCUGCGAGCAGCUGCGCCGGCGCGCCGCCGCCGUGGACUCCGACAGUGGGGUCGAGGUGGAGGUGAGCGACGCGAAGGACGGCGCGGCCGGCGGCGCCCCGUCCGCGUCCGGUGGCAGCGCGCUCAGCAAGCUCAACGAGGAGACUCACGCCUAUUGCCGCGGCGCGGCCCCGCCGGCUGGUGACCGUCCGGAAACCCAAGCCGUUCAUGGGUGACUGAGUGAAACGAAUGGACGUGCAUGUGCGUUUUUGUUCUGUGUAUGCGUGCGUUUGGAAAUGGCGUCUCUAUGUGCGUGCUUGUUUUGUAGAAGCGCUAGCGGUGCCGACGGACCCAGCGAUGGCGCGGAGGGCUUUGAUGUACCGUGUGUCUUUGAUGUUGAUGCAUUCUCGUGUUUUGUUGGUCGCGCGCCCAGCAGCACCGUGUACAUAGCCGGGGGCGUUUCUGCUCGACGCCACGUUCUGUUCGUUGUAUCUCAGUGCCAGCUUUUUGCUCCAAGUCCCGCUCGUGGAACACGCGACUCGCUCGAUUCAAAUAAUAAAUAUACACUGCAUUCUCUAA
This is a messenger RNA of Amphibalanus amphitrite, 1218 nucleotides long. RefSeq lists its product as uncharacterized. Lineage: Eukaryota; Metazoa; Arthropoda; Thecostraca; Balanomorpha; Balanidae. The transcript is spliced from 2 exons. The record is from RefSeq and is a predicted model, not a curated record. Bases 321 to 875 code for a protein of 184 amino acids.